AUGCAAUCCGCCACGUGUGUUGAUGAAGACAGGCAAAUAAAGGCGAUAUUCACAGACGGGUUACAGAGUAAAUACCCCUAUAUUUGGUUACUCGAUAAUUGCCGGUGUACCCAGUGUUAUGUGCAUUCAGCAAAUCAAAGGCUGGUACCGUUCAGCCAGCUGGAUUUCCGAGCGGUUCCCGAAUCGGUGACGCUGACACCUGAUGGAAGCCAUCUAAGUAUUAAAUGGUCUAAAGGACAUAUCGGCGACUACAGCGUUGACUGGCUACGUACACACCAGUUUGAUUCGUCAAAGCCAGACGAGGUGGCUGAACCUCAACUGCAUAUAUGGGGUUCUGAGAUGGUCAAUACUAUACCCACGUACGAUUUUGAAGGUAUCCUGAAUAACGAGGCUGAAUUAUACAAGUGGCUAGAUUCGUUGAAUGCAUCAGGUCUUGCAUUGAUUAAGAAUGUACCUCAGGAAACAGGACAAAUAAAACGUGUUGCAAAACGAGUCUCUUUCCUCAAACCUACAAAUUAUGGAGUAUGCUUCUCAGUCAAAAGUAAAAUGAAUCCUAGUAAUACAGCCUAUACUGCUGCCGGACUUAGUCUGCACACGGAUCUGUCAAACUAUAAUCACGCACCCGGGGUACAAAUGUUACACUGUAUUCAGCAAUAUGAUGGUGAAGGUGGAGACAGUGAGUUCACUGAUGGUUUCAAAGCAGCCAUUCAACUGAAAAAAGAAAAUCCCAAAGCAUUCGAGAUACUGACAACUACCUGGUUGAAUUUCUCCGAUAUCGGGAUAGAUUAUUAUUCGUAUCACUUUAAUAGACAAUCUCCAACUAUUUGCUUGGGACGUAAGGGUAACAUAGAAGAAAUCGCAUAUAGCCGAACUUCUCUGUCUAGCAUGAUGUAUAUUCCGGUGGAGCAGGUUGAGUCAGUGUAUGAAGCAUUAAAGGCAUUCAGUGAUAUCAUGUACAAUAAGGAGAAUAUCAUCAAAUUUAAAAUGGAAUCAGGAGACAUGGUAGCAUUUAACAAUAUCCGAGUUCUCCAUGGUAGGUCAGCAUUCAAGGUCGAGCAGCGGAGCAGUCGCCAUCUUGAAGGUGGUUACAUUGAUUGGGAUGAAAUCCAUUCGAGAAUGAGAGUCCUGAAAGCAAACUUACAGAUAUAG
Molecule: messenger RNA, 1149 nt
Organism: Saccoglossus kowalevskii
Lineage: Eukaryota; Metazoa; Hemichordata; Enteropneusta; Harrimaniidae
Product: gamma-butyrobetaine dioxygenase-like
Biological process (GO): carnitine biosynthetic process
Cellular component (GO): mitochondrion
Molecular function (GO): gamma-butyrobetaine dioxygenase activity
Source: RefSeq, a predicted model, not a curated record